Molecule: messenger RNA, 492 nt
Organism: Brachypodium distachyon (stiff brome)
Lineage: Eukaryota; Viridiplantae; Streptophyta; Magnoliopsida; Poales; Poaceae
Product: predicted GPI-anchored protein 58
Exons: 2
Coding region: 1-492 (163 amino acids)
Source: RefSeq, a predicted model, not a curated record
AUGAGUAGCUCCGUCGGCGGCUCCGGACGCUCGACGUGGAGUGGGAAGCCGCUGGACGCCACGGUCGCCGGAUCAGGAUACGGCGGCACUGCCUUGCCGCCGAGUGGCCCCCAUCACAGGGGGCGCGGUCGGACCCGCUCGGCAGCAACUCCACCGCCUACUGCGGCGGACGGGGCCACCAACCCCGCGGCCGCCGACCUCGCGUCCCCCGCCAACCCCGCGGCCGCUGCCCCCACCGCGCCCGCCGUGGCCGCCCCCGCUGACCCCGCCUCCACCACCUUGCCCGCCUCCGCUGACCCCGCGCCCACCGCGGACGCCACUAGCACGGCCUCCGCGACCCCCGCGACCGCCUCCACCGCCGACGCCACCACCACGGCGGCCGUCCCCGCCGUCGACACCACCACCGCGACCAUCCCCACCGUCACUGCCCCUGCCCAGUUUGAAGAAUUUGGUGUUAAAUUAGUUCAGUUAGAUCAAUUUGCUGAUGUUUAG